This is a messenger RNA of Leptonychotes weddellii (Weddell seal), 5009 nucleotides long. Lineage: Eukaryota; Metazoa; Chordata; Mammalia; Carnivora; Phocidae. The record is from RefSeq and is a predicted model, not a curated record.
GAGCCGCAGUGACAGAAGCGAGCGGAGCUGCCGCCGGGUGGGACUCACCGAGGCGCAGGGGCUGGAGGUGGUGCUGGGGCUUUUGGUUUGAAGUCUAUUUCAAAGUCUGAUUGGCCCAGAUGAGUGAGUCAGCAUCUCAAGAGGAACCCAAACCUGCUCAGGAAGAUGGAAAAGAAGACAAAGAAAGGAAAGAGGAAGCACCUGAAGUCAAAGAGCCUACUGAGAGUUCACAGAGUGAACCAGGCAGCUUUGCAUUAGACACCAGCAGCAAUGAGGUAGAAACAGCAGCAGAUGAAAUCAAAAACCAAGAAAUACACCUGGAAGAGCAGACAAAAACCUCAAUUUGUUCAAUAAAGGACUCUAACACUAGAGUCUCGAAGACUUUGGUGGUUAGAAAACCUGCAAAAGUGAUUUUCAAUUUAGAUCCAACUGCACUGAACUCAAAGCUAGAACAGCCAUGGAAGAAAAAUUUUUUCGAAAGAUUGGAAGCAAGAGCCCAGGCAAUGCAGCAGAAAAUAAUAGAUAAGGACAAUCUGAAGAAAGAACUAGAAAAAAAGGCUGAAAAAAAACUCUCUAGGGAUAAUUUGGCCAAAGAGUGGUUUAAUGCUGAAAACAUGACACUGAACACUCGUGCAUAUUUGCUUGACAAACUUCUGCCUACCUUAGUUCCUGGAGUGGAAAAAAUGUUAAUGCAAGUGGAAAAGAAGAAGCUUCGGGCAGAUGUUGAUAAUACAACCAAGUUUAACCCAAUUAAUCAUUUGGGGGAAUACUUAAUGAGAAACAAUCCUUAUUAUAUCAAAGACUCAGGAAUGUCUGGUUAUCAAAGGGUGAUGAGGGAUGUCACAGAAGCCCUGAAGAUACAUGUUCCCGACACUACUGGCAACAGAAUAAGCAAGAUGAAGGAGAGUAUUAAACAGAAACGAGAACAAAGACAAUGCAUAACAGAAGUCAAAGUCCAGGUGGCCAAUACACGGAAGCAGGCUCUGCAGGAGCAGUUUAGUGAAUGGAUUCUAGACCCCAAAGGAAUGAUUCCCCUGGUAGUGAUUCAGAAUGUUCUUCAUGAAUUUUUUCAAAAUCCAGAUUUCCAUCUUGAAGCAUGUUGCAAACAAUUGGAUAUUGCUGACUCAAUGGAACCAAGAUUGAACAAAAUGGAAUUUACAGAGUACAUCUCUUCACACAUUGCAGACUUUAAAAGUGAAAUGUUUGAGAAACUCCUUAAGCACAUUUGUCAUUGUGCAGAUGAAUUCCGGGAGGUCAUAAAAAUGGACAUGCGGAGGCAGAUGUUUGCUGAACUCUUCCUGCAUUGUGACCGUGGGAAGGUAGGGUUUUUGGAUCGGCAGAGGACAUUGGCCUUGCUGGAAACAUUCUAUGACCAAAGUUCAAAAACGCUUAGAAGUUUGCUGCGAAACCCAAGACAAUGGCCAUUCAUUGAAUUUGAAGAGAUAGACUUGCCUGAGUUCUGGGGAGACAUGGAUAAUCAGAAACAUAUUUAUGAAGACUUUGACAAAGUGCUCUUAGAGAUGAAUGCAUUACUUUCUGAAAAACAUGCUAGCAAAACCCAAAGCAAGUUGUUAGAAACUCCAGAAGAUCAACAUAAACAUGAUGAACAUAAUGAAUCAAUACUGCCAGAAGAGCAGAGAGAGACGACUUCAGAACAAGAACCAAACAGAAUUUCAACCGAAGAACAACAAGACAGAGAGUCAACUGGAGAAAAAGAACUAUACAGAGAAUCAGUAACAGAACAAGAAACCCACACAGGGUCAACUCCAGGACAAGGAUCAAGUAGAGAGUUAAUAGAACAAAGACCACAUGGUGACUCAAUCAUAGAACAAGGGCCACCACAAAGAGUGUCAUCUUCAGAACAAGGAGUCAACAUAGAAUCAACUGCAGAACAAGGACUCUACAGAGAAUCAAUAUCAGCACAAGGACAACAUAAAGGGUCAACAGCAGAACAAGGAUCACACAGAGAAAAGUCAGUAGCAGAACAAGGAUCAUACAGAGAGUCAGUAGCAGAACAAGGAUCACACAAAGGGUCAGCUGCAGAACAAGAACCAUCCAGAGAGAUAAUUCCAGAAAAACAACAGGAUUCAACUUUACAAUCAGAAAGAGGUAGUAUCUUCAGAGAAAGUAAAAUAUCUAGGGAGGCUACUUCCUAUGAGUACACUGAAAUCUCCCCACGGGAAGAGAAGACUCAGGAGCAAAUAUAUGAAGAGGAACUAUCUGUGAGUCCUGAACUGCAAGAGGAAGUCCCGACGUCAAGAAGAAAAGAUCAUCUUUCAGAAACGACAAAAAAGGAAAGUCAGAAAGAUCCAUCCUGUGAAAAGUCCCAAGAAAUAGAAGGAAAGUCAUGGUCAGGCGAACUUUUGACUUGUAACUGGAAGAUGAAUUGUAUCAAAUGUGAAGAUGAGGAACAAGCAAACUUACUCCUCAGUAACUCCAGGUUUACAGACCUACACUCAGUUAUCAGAAAUAUUCAGUCUUACAAGGAAGUAAAAGGUAGAAGUGCUUUCAAUGGAGUUUCCUUAAAUCUGCUCCAGUUUGUGCAACUUCUGGAAACAUUUAUUGGUGAAGAUGCCCCCUUGUGUGUCAGUGAGACCCUCACAUCCUUUUUUAAGCGGGGCUAUGUUGAAACAAAAGAAGAGAAAAUAAGUGGCUUAGAACAGGCUAGACAAAAUGCUUCCAGAGCCCGACGGGAACUUCUCCUAGAAGCCGUGUUUCACAAGUGGGACAGUGAUGGCUCAGGCUUCCUGGAUCUGAAGGAAGUUGAUGAACUCUUGUACACAUACAAGGAGGGAAUGGAAAAAGAAUCUAUGAAGAAAGCUAAACUACACAUCCAAUUUUCAAAGCCACACCCUGACCAAGAAGUGAGGUUGUCUUUAAAACAGUUUCAGAAAUACAUAGAAUUGGUUGUAUCUGAACUCAGGGGCAAUGAAGAUCAUGUUCUGGAAAGUGUUGUGGAGUUUCUGAUGAAUACUUUAGAAAGGAGCCAUAUUGAGAAUCUGAGGAAUUGUGCCAGACGGAAAUGGCUGUACCAAAUCCAACGUGCUGCAGAGACAAGUGGGGUGUCCCUGGAGCCGGUGUACACGGAGACCUUUAAUGCCCUCACCCAGGAUGCUGAAGCCCAUGGGAAUAAGAAGAUCAGUGCUCACAUUUCCCUCUUAGAAGAGAACCUACUACUGCCUGAUAGAGGGGAAGUUCUAUUGAGGAACAUAGCUUGUACUUUAGAUGAUGCUCCAUUUGUACUGAACCGAGUGCUCUACAGGGACAUGAAGGGAAUCAGCUUCACAGUAGUGGAUGAAGGAAAGCCAAUACACGUGCCCCAAGUUCAACACCACGGGAACAUCUUUUUCUGGAACCAUUCCCUCAAGAAGAAUGAUCAAAAUGGGUCAUUCCUGGCUCUGCCUCUUCAGGAUGCAUAUAUGAGGAUCUUUGGGGUCAUGGCUGUCGACACCCUAAGAGAUCCCAAAAAAAUAAACAUCUUUGUACCUCAUGAGAUCAGAUUCUAUCAGGGUGUCGCCAAUGUCUUCAGCACUGCCUAUCACUAUGUGCACAGCAGGGAGCACAUCCUGCAUGUUGUGAUCAGGGGCAUUGGCUGGCUCUGUGAUAUCACAUCUGACAUCACCACCAUUACGACGUACUUUGUUGAGCCCGGCCCAACGCGGGAUUCAGACUAUGUUUUACGCAAUAUGAUGGUUACCGGGCACCUGGGUCUAACAGCAAUCCACAAGAACCCCCCUACAAUCUUCAGGAAGACAUGCAUCUUCAGAGACUUCCUCUUCAAGUGUACAGACAGUUCGGAGGUUGUUUUGGCCUCUGUCUGUGGAGAAAACCACAUCAUAAUUCCACUCCGUGAGAGAACAGGAAAAGCCCUGGGAAUUCUUGAUUUUAACAUUGGCAGGAGUAAAAUGUUACUGUAUCGAGAAUUUAAAGAUCUACAGAAAAUGAUGAAGGUGGUCCAAGCUGCCUGCUACGAAAUACUGGGCGAAUUAUCUGGAGAAAUAAAGAAAAACUAUGUCCUAGAGAUUGAAAAUGUAGGAGAAGUCCAGCGGGCAGGAGUUCUCUUUUUCCGAAUCAUGCUGCAAGAGCUGCAAGAAAGCCUCCGGCUGCUUACCUCCCUAGACUUCGUAUCACUGUUGCUCUAUGAUUAUAAUCUUCCACCAGAGUUCACAUCUCCGUCAGAUAGCAAGUCCCAGGAGCUGGAAGCCAACACAAAGCUCGUACAUGACAUCCUGAUAGGGGUGAUCUUGUUCAUUCAUCCAGAGUUGGAAUUAUCAGGUGACUUCAGAAACUGGGAAAAGUGUAAACUGUAUGUUAAGAGUUACUUAGUCGAGAAUAUUUGUGAAUUUGAUCCGACUGCUAAGAAUGUGAAAGUUAAUUUACAGCUCAUUGGCGAACAUAUCAGAGGAAGAACUAAUCAUCAGUUGGGAAAAUGGCUCUAUAGAAAUUGUUCACUAAACCUGUCCCUAUCCUCCCCUUCCCCCCUUUCCUGCUGUCUGUGGAGACUCUGGACCAAGUCAGAAGGGUUUCUAGACUUCUGGGAUACACAUAUGAGGCCAAGAGACUCCGAACCAGAGAGACUCGGAGGAGAAGAGGAAGGGAAAGGCAACCCAGAGGAAGACAUCACACUCCUCGGGUGGCUGUGGCAGGGGAAGGAGGUAGCAGUGAGCCAGGGCAGAUGGAUAAGGGAGGGAGAUCUUCUGGCCUGGGAAGGCAAGAUACUCUUAGAAGUUUGGGAGUGCUGGGGAAGAGGAGAGAAGAUGACGUCCAAAGAAAAGUUAACAUGAGUUCUUGAGGACCAUGAGUGAAGUGAAUAAAGAUUAGAACUUCUAUUUGGAAUGGCUUCUACUGUAGCCUCAGGACUCUGGGCUGAUUCGCGGGAGCCUCUGAAUUCACAGAUGUCACACAGAUCGCUUCUUUUAAGGUGCUACUCAAGGGAAACAGUAAUAACAGUCACAACAAAAACUAACACUUGUUUGCUGGAUCUGUGUCUCUACUCGUUCCAUACUCGU